CGCGGCGCGAGGGCGGGGGGGCAUGGCGGCCGCCGUGGUGCCGGCUCCGGCGGGGACGCGGUGGAGGCGCGGCGGGCAGGGUCGGUCCUAGGCGGCCCGGGCAGGGCGGGCAUGGAGGAGAAUGCGGUGGAGAGCAGCAGCGACGCGGCCCCGCAGGAGGCCCGGGAGGAGCCCUCCGAGAGCGGUCUGGGCGUCGGGACGUCGGAGGCCGUGUCGGCAGACAGCAGCGAUGCCGCCUCGGCCGCCGGAGCCCUCUCCCGUGCCGAUGAGUCUGCCGUGGGCCAGAGCUCUGACAGCAGCGGGGGCUCUUUGGAGGAGGUGUCGGAGAGCAGCUCCAGCACAGAUGCCGUUCCUCAGAUUUACCUGCCAGACUCAUCCUCCAUUGCCCAGUCCACCUUAGGGUCCAGUGUGUCCACUGUGAGCCAGUCCAUCAUGGUGUCAGAGUCUCCACAAGUCCUUGUCCACUCCAGCGUCAUCACCGACGGAGCCACGAUCGUCUCUGACUCCACCGCGUCCACUUCCUCCGACCUGGGCUCUGCCAUCGACAAGAUCAUCGAGUCCACCAUCGGCCCUGACAUCAUCCAGAGCUGCAUCGCUGUGACCAGUGCUGAGGAUGGUGGAGCAGAGACUACUCAGUACCUCAUUCUGCAGGGCCCUGAUGAUGGUGCUCCCAUAGUGUCCCAGAUGGCCACCUCUGCCCUGGCCAGUAGCUUAGCAAUUGAAGCGGUCGUUGAGGGGCCUACCUCCACAAGCCUCGAUCAGCCUGGCCCUUCAGACCCUGCUGAGCAGCUGGAAGUGCUGAAGUUGCCCACACAGCCAGAUCAGGCCCAAGAAGCAGAUGGUGGGGAGGAGCUGGACCAGCCAGACAUGGAGACCCUAGAGGAGAUGAUGGAGGUGGUGGUGGUGCAGCAGUUCAAGUGCAAGAUGUGUCAGUACAAGAGUGUCUCCAAGAAGACUUUGAUUAACCAUAUGAAGGAGAGGCACUUCCAGCCAGUGGGCUCAGCACUGGCUUUGAAGAAAGGACGCCCACGGAAGGGGGGAGCAGCUGCAAAGACCGCAGAGCAGGAAGCUGCUGAAGAAGAGGAGGAGGAUGAUAUCAUGGAUGCUGGUGCUAUUGAUGACCCUGAAGAGGACAGUGACUAUAACCCAGCUGAGGAUGAGCCUCGUGGGCGCCAGGCCAAGUACAGCCGCAGCAUCCCUACAUCCAGUGAGGAGAGGCCACGCCGGCGCCCAGGGAGGCCCCGCAAGUUUCCUCGUCUGGAGGGUAUGACCCAGGGCUUGCCUGAGGGAGCAGAGGUGGAGCCCCUGGUGACCUCCCAGAGCACACCGAGUCGUGAGCUGCAGCCUUUGGAAGCAGCCAGUUCCUCUGGGCUGGAGAACGGUGCCAGCGAGAGCGUGGCAGAGCCCAGCAUCAGCCAGUCCGACUCAGAGAACAAGGACCCUUCCUCCAAUGCCAGCCCUGAGGAGGCCGACGUCCUGCCCCGGCGGCGAGGGCGGCCCUCCCGCCGCUUCCUGGGCAAGAAAUACCGCAAGUACAUGGGGCGCAGGUACUACUACAAGUCGGCCAGGCCCCUGAUGAGGCCCUACCUGUGCCGCAUCUGCGGCUCGCGCUUCCUCACGCACGAGGACCUGCGCUUCCACGUCAGCUCCCACGAGGCCAGCGACCCCCAGGUCUUCAAGUGCCUGCAGUGCAGCUACCGCUCCCGACGCUGGUCCUCCCUCAAGGAGCACAUGUUCAACCACGUGGGCAGCAAGCCCUACAAGUGUGAGGAGUGCAGCUACACCAGCGUGUACAAGAAGGAUGUCAUUCGGCACUCCACGGUGCACAGCCGUGACAGGAAGAAGAGAGUGGAUCCGCCCCCAAAGAUGAACUCCUUCCCGUGCCCUGUCUGCAACCGCAUCUAUCCCAUGCAGAAGAGGCUGACACAGCACAUGAAGACACACAGCACCGAGAAGCCACACAUGUGUGACAAGUGUGGGAAGUCCUUCAAGAAGCGCUACACCUUCAAGAUGCAUCUGCUGACGCACAUCCAGGCCAUCGCCAACCGCAGGUUCAAGUGCGAGUUCUGCGACUACAUCUGUGAGGACAAGAAGGUGCUGCUGAACCACCAGCUGUCGCACAUGAACGACAAGCCCUACAAGUGCAGCUUCUGCAAGUACUCCACCUUCCGCGAGGACUUCCUGGUCUCGCACAUGGCUGUCAAGCACACGGGAGGGAAGCCUUUCGCCUGCGAGUUCUGCCACUUCACCACCAAGCACAAGAAGAACCUGCGGCUGCACGUGCAGUGCCGCCACGCCGACUGCUUCCAGGAGUGGGCGCAGAGGCACCCCGAGGAGCCGCCCUGCCGCCGCCGCCCCUUCUUCACCCUGCAGCAGAUCGAGGAGCUGAAGCAGCAGCACAGCCAGGGACAGGCCCCUGCUGAGCCAGAGCCAGAGCCAGGCCUACCGGCAUCCCAGGCUGUGGCAGGAGCAGAUGCCCCUGUCCUCUCACAGGACUCCCUGGGAGGGGCCACCAUUAUUUAUGAGGAAGAUGUGGCCGGGUCGGCUGAGCUGGCCACACAGACAGCUCUGGACCUCCUGCUGAACAUGAGCACGCAGCGGGAGCUGGCCACAGGCUCUCUGCAGGUGGCUGUGGUGAAGCAGAGCGAUUCGGGAGAGGUGCAGGCACCCUGUGAGCCACCAGCACGGGAGGAGGGGGCAGAGGUGGACCUUAAGCAGCAGCAGCGGAAGCUGGUGACGCUGCACAUGGCAGAGGCUGGGGAGGCGCUGGUGCAGGAGGCUUACGAGGAGGCGGCGCUGGGUGGCUCGGAGCUGCAGCAGAUCACCAUCCCCUUCGGCGGGACGGCAGAGUACAGCAUCAUCGCACCCAUUGGCGAGGAGAUACCAGCUGCAGGCACCCUCUACAGCGAGGAGAGCCCUGCGGAGACCUCCCACGCGGUGGUGGUGAGCGAGGCGGUGAUGACAGAGGAGGUUCUGAAGGAGCACAGCGACCACUACAUCGUGUCCAGUGCUGCGGGGAGCCAGCUGCAGCCGGUGGAGCCCCUCAGCGGGGACGCUGCCUUCCCCCCGCCGGCAGAGGGCCCGGAGGCGCAGCCCACCGGCGUCAAGUGGCCCUUGGUGCAGUGUGUCACCAGGCAGCUCCAGAAGGACUCGUCUUUAUCCCCAGCCUCCGAGGGGCAGGAAGUCUCAUCCCCAAAGGUCAAGUGGCCUGUGCUACAAGGCAUGGCCAAGAAGCUCUCCUGCAAGGUUUCCACAGCCAAGAAGCUUUCGUGCAAGAUUUCCACAGCCAAAAAGUUUUCCUGCAAGAUUUGCACAGCCUUGUUCACGGGGAGGGCAGAAAUGGAGAGGCACAAGAGAGCCCACGUUGGGCCCAGCACCUUCAAGUGUCCUGACUGCCCCUUCACUGCAGCACUGUGGCCUGAGGUUCGGAGCCACAUGGUCCAGCAUGCCAGCCUGCGGCCGCACAAGUGCUCCCACUGCAGCUUCGCCUCCAAGAACAAGAAGGACCUGCGCAGGCAUGUGCUGACACACACCAAUGAGAAGCCCUUUGCCUGCCAGAUCUGUGGGCAGAGGUUCAACCGCAACGGGCACCUCAAGUUCCACAUGCAACGUUUGCACAGCUCGGAGGGCAAGCGCCUGGCACCGCCAGCAGCUGCCCAGCAAACCAUCAUCCUGAACAGUGACGAGGACACGCUGGCCACCCUGCAGACGGCUCUGCAGUCAGGCCAGGCAGUGCUGGCUCCCGAGCGGCUGCAGCAGGCCCUGGGGCAGGAGCACAUCAUUGUGGCCCAGGAGCAGAGCGUCAGUAGCCAGGAGGAGGCUGCAUACAUCCAGGAGAUCACCACAGCCGACGGGCAGACACUGCAGCACUUAGUCACCUCGGACAACCAGGUUCAGUACUUCAUCGCCCAGGACUCCCUCCAGCACUUGCUCCCCCAUCAGUACGUUGUUGUCCCAGAGGGGCAUCACAUCCAGGUCCAGGACGGGCAGAUCACCCACAUCCAGUAUGAGCAGGGCAGCCAGUUCCUCCAGGAGCCACAGAUCCAGUACAUGCCUGUCUCCCCGGAGCAGCAGCUGGUCACCCAGGCACAGCUGGAGGCAGCAGCACACUCUGCAGUUUCAGCGGUGGCCGACGCGGCGAUGGCGCAGGCCCAGGGAGUGUUCACCGCCGAGGCCACAGCCGAGCAGCUACAGCAGCUGCAGGAGGGGAUCCACUACGACGUCAUCACGCUGGCAGAGUAGCAGUGGCACCAGGCCCAGUGGGCACUGGCACACCGAGCUCAGCGAGGUGGCCGUGACAGGCAGGAGCCACCUCAGUCAGCAGCUGCCUUACUCCUCUGGGGGCUGUGCCCAGGUGCACUGUGACAGAGACGUGCUGCCACUUGGCCACCCCACCAGGCUGCUGCACAUCUCCCUGGCACAGGCCACUGCUUCCAGCCAGGUUCUGAGGCUGGCAACGCUCGCAGGCCUGGGCUCUGCCUGCUGCACUUGAUGGUCUGAACCUCCUUUCCGUGAAUCAUGUCCGUGCAGGCCCUGCGUUGGCCUGCCUGGCACACAAGGGUACAGCCAGGGGGCUGGCACAGCUGCGAUGUGGUGUGAGGGGUGUGCUGCAGCCACGCUCCCUGUGACACAGCCAUGGGCUGUGAGGGCACCCGCUCCUCCCUUGGUGUCUCCUGCCUGCGGGCAGGCAGCAGCGAGGCUCGGCCCGGAGGAGCCCGCGGCGGGGGGAGCGUGGGCGGGAGAUGCUCUAUUUUUGUUCUGAGGAGGGUUGGACUCUGGUGGUGGUUCGUGGGUGGUUGUGGGAGGGGUUCGGGUCCCGUUCUCGAGCUUUGACUCUGCUUAUGAAUAAAAAGGGAUUGCAGCAGG
Messenger RNA from Pogoniulus pusillus (Red-fronted tinkerbird), 4866 nucleotides. RefSeq names its product zinc finger protein 335 (gene ZNF335). Gene Ontology annotation, cellular component: nucleus. Gene Ontology annotation, molecular function: RNA polymerase II cis-regulatory region sequence-specific DNA binding. The record is from RefSeq and is a predicted model, not a curated record. NCBI's taxonomy places the organism in Eukaryota, Metazoa, Chordata, Aves, Piciformes, Lybiidae. The transcript has 28 exons. The coding region runs from base 112 to 4242 and encodes 1376 amino acids. Gene Ontology annotation, biological process: brain development; positive regulation of neurogenesis; positive regulation of transcription by RNA polymerase II.